This is a messenger RNA of Theobroma cacao (cacao), 618 nucleotides long. The record is from RefSeq and is a predicted model, not a curated record. NCBI's taxonomy places the organism in Eukaryota, Viridiplantae, Streptophyta, Magnoliopsida, Malvales, Malvaceae.
UUCGUUCAUUGCGAUGUGACCAAGGAAAAAGAUGUCGAAAAUGCUGUAAACGCAGCCAUUUCCCAGUAUGGAAAGCUUGACAUUAUGUUGAACAAUGCCGGGAUAAUUGAGGUCCCAAAACCCAACAUACUUGACAAUGAUAAGUCCGAUUUUGAGCGAGUCCUUAAUGUUACCUUAGUAGGUGCAUUCUUGGGCACUAAACAUGCUGCUCGUGUGAUGAAACCAGCUAGCCGGGGCAGUAUCAUUACAACUGCUAGCAUUUGUUCCAAGGUUGGUGGAAUUGCCUCCCAUGCCUACACCAGCUCAAAGCAUGGUGUAGUAGGGCUUAUGAGAAAUGCUGGGGUGGAGCUAGAACAAUUCGACAUUCGUGUUAACUGCAUUUCGCCUUAUGUGGUUGCAACUCCUCUGGCAAAGAAUUUUUUAAACCUAGAUGAUGAAGGAGUUCAUGGGAUUUAUGCCAAUCUUAAGGGGGCGAUCCUUGAACCAGAAGAUGUGGCUGGGGCAGCUCUUUUCUUGGGAAGCGACGAGUCCAAGUAUGUGAGUGGGCUUAAUUUGAUCAUAGACGGAGGCGUCACCAUCACAAAUUCUGGCUUUUCUAUGUUCAGGAAAUCUGAAUGA